Molecule: messenger RNA, 1719 nt
Organism: Linum tenue
Lineage: Eukaryota; Viridiplantae; Streptophyta; Magnoliopsida; Malpighiales; Linaceae
Source: the annotation of a GenBank genome assembly
AUGGCUUUCGACCCUGGCGCGGGGGAGGAAGCUCGCCUGCUGAGGACGACGGAGGACGACGAGGCGAUGACGGCGCGGGAGAGGAGGCGCUCACCUGACGGCCACCGAAAUCCAAUCCACGGCAGGAGGACGACGGAGGCGAUGACGGCGCGGGAGAGGAGGCUGCAUGCGUGCGUUGUCGUUGACCGCGAGGGCGAGCUGGUCUCCCGUGAGGUCGGCCAGUCGUCCGGCGACGGCGCGGAACUCGAAGGGCAUGGCGGCGAUGGCGGACUGGAGGCGCGGCGGCGAUGGCGGACUGGAGGAGCGGCGGCGAUGGCGGACUGGAGGCGCGGCGAUGGAGGACUGGAGGAGGGCGGCGGAUUUCUUUCUUCUUUCUUCUUCUUCUUCUGCUGGGUUUUCACUUUUCAUUUUGAGAGAUUGUGUCCAGGAGGUCCUGGGUUCGAUCCUUGGCAGCCGCCACUUCUGCGUUACCCCCUUGGUGACCACCGACAGGGCUAGUCUUCCAUCUUCAAUCCCGUUCUUCUCAGUCCACCAGCGGCGCUCUCAAUAGCAAAGCAGAGCGAUAGUUCACUGAUCCACAUCGACCAUCCGUCCUUCACCCGUCGACUUCGAAAAGCGGCCAUCCCUCCUCCAGCGGCAAGGAAACCUCUGCCUCCUCAGUUCAUAUCGCCGUUCUCCUCUGCUAGCAUCUGGUCGUCCAUCGACGGUCCCAGCACCCACGGAUUUCGUCCACCAGCCAGGCGGACAUCACCGUGUAGAGUUCGUUCCCCACUGCUCAGCCUCGGCACCGCUCACGGCUGUGCCGGCUCCAGAGUAGACAACCACUGCUCCGCCUUGUCUCCACCGCUGCCGGCUCCAGAAUCUGGGCCACUGCUGCCGCCUGGAGUGCCAGACCAGAUCACCACUACACUGCCUCUUCCGCCUCACUUCCAAUCUGCUGCGCCUGCAUCUUGCUGAUUAUCUCUUUAACGAUCAUAGCAGGGUAGGGUCUCAACCUUACUUCUGAGAGUUGCAGAAUGGCUACUGGACCUGGGCUUGAGUCUCUUGUUGAUCAAACCAUUUCCGUGAUCACAAAUGAUGGCCGCAACAUAGUGGGCAUCUUGAAAGGCUUUGAUCAGGCCACGAAUAUCAUCCUUGAUGAAUCUCAUGAACGUGUUUAUUCCACUAAGGAAGGCGUCCAACAACUGGUUUUGGGUUUGUACAUAAUAAGGGGUGAUAACAUAAGCGUUAUUGGGGAACUCGAUGAGGAACUUGAUGCGCACCUUGACCUGUCGAAUCUCAGAGCACAUCCCCUCAAGGCUGUGAUUCAUUGAUCAGAGGCUCGAACAGUUUCGGAGUUGCUCUUGGUGGACCGGAUUCCUGUACGAGUGUUCAACUUAGAGAGAUACCAGCGCGUCUUACCUGCAGACGUAACUUGGGACUGUUUUACGUGAACAGUUUGACCGUCACAAUUUGGUGGAGGUCACUGUUUUUAAGCGGAAGUGAUUCUAAUUUCUUCGAAUGGACUGAGAAUGGGAAGGAGCGAUUUUUGACGAUUAGUUCUGAAUGUCAUUUACGGCGGUACGUCAGUUCCUCCAUAGCAUUGAAGAGAAUUGUUGGACAUUAUGGGUCGAUCUUAAUAUUAACACUUUAUUUGAACUAGACUAUGCAAAUUUCAGAUCUAUGAGUUGGUCUUCGCUCGAGAGGUUAUGAUCAAAAUAUUAAUACAAUGCACCAAAC